UCUUCUUGUCUCUCGAUUUUCGAUUUCGAAACCCCAACCCUAGCUGCUACUAUUUAUUUAUUUUUUUUUUUUGAAUUUGAGAGUUGUAGGUAUGUUAAUUGAAGUUCUUUUUUUUUUUGCUUUUCCGUGACUGUGGAACUGGAUUGUCGGUCGAAAGUGGGAAGAUAAUCUUUGAUUAUUUGAAUUUUGUUGAAUUUAGGGCUUAUGUGGAUCUGCGAUUGCUUAUGGUUUUUUAAUAAGGAUAGGAUUUUGUUUAAAUUUUCUUAAAAUUUAGUUUACGGAGUAACUCUAGGUUUCGCAAAUACAAAGACAAUUUCUCUGUCCAAUGGGUUUGUGGGUAUGGCCGUAGGAGUGGGUUCUAUGAAAUGUGGGAGCGGAUGGUAUGUGCAGGGUGUUUGAUGAAAUGAGUGUGAGAAUUUGGAUUUAAUUUUAUAGGGUAUGUGAGUUGAUGCAAUUGUGUAUGGUUUUGAGUUGGGCCACAGUUCAUUGUGAACCGUUCUGGCAAAGUAUUUGGGGGAUGCAAAGGAUUGAAACAGAAACUUACGAGUAUAAUUGCUAAAGGAAAAGAAGAAGGGGAAGUUAUUGUGAAUAGAAGAUGAACAGCUCUUCUGCAGGACCCUCCUCAAAACCUAGAGCUGGGUCAUCUCAGCCAUCAGAUUCUUCUUUUAAACGCAAGAGAGGAGUCUUUCAAAAAGACUUACAACAUAUGAUGUAUGGUUUUGGAGAUGAUGCUAAUCCACUUCCAGAAACUGUGGCACUGUUGGAGGACAUUGUUGUGGAGUAUGUUACGGAUUUGGUGCACAAGGCCCAGGAGACUGCAUCAAAGAGGGGAAAGCUCUUAACUGAGGACUUCUUAUUUUUAAUGAGAAAGGACUUGCCAAAACUCAAUCGAUGUACAGAGCUGUUGUCUAUGAAUGAGGAGUUGAAACAAGCUAGGAAGGCUUUUGACGUAGAUGAAGAGAAGUUGGCAACAAUGGAGUAGAAUCGGAGAAGAUUAAGAACUGACAUUUUAUUUUAGCCUUGAAAUCCUGUGGUUUGAUGUCUGAGACAUACAUAUUCCAAACCAGUGGCUGUAAAAUUCCUUUUAAUAUUGUAAAAGCCAUUUUUAAAGAGA
This is a messenger RNA of Vitis vinifera (wine grape), 1114 nucleotides long. Its product is annotated as transcription initiation factor TFIID subunit 13. The coding region runs from base 596 to 982 and encodes 128 amino acids. The transcript has 6 exons. Gene Ontology annotation, biological process: transcription by RNA polymerase II. Lineage: Eukaryota; Viridiplantae; Streptophyta; Magnoliopsida; Vitales; Vitaceae. The record is from RefSeq and is a predicted model, not a curated record. Gene Ontology annotation, molecular function: protein heterodimerization activity.